AUGGCCCACCAACUCUUGCGAACCUUGGAAUCAGUUCCAGCCAACUCCGUUCUUCCUCCAGAGAUCACAGACAAGGUCAUAGACUACCUCCACGAUCAGCCACGCGCCCUCUCCAGCUGCAGCCUGGUCUGCUCAGACUGGCUUCCGAGAUCCCGACUCCACCGCUUUCGCGACGUUAGGUUCACGGAUACCUCUGCCGUCGCUUGGUUUUGCGUCCUCCUUCCUGGAGCACCGGUGAUUGGGGGCUACAUCAGGACGUUG
This is a messenger RNA of Dichomitus squalens LYAD-421 SS1, 261 nucleotides long. RefSeq lists its product as uncharacterized. The transcript has a single exon. The annotation marks the transcript as partial. Lineage: Eukaryota; Fungi; Basidiomycota; Agaricomycetes; Polyporales; Polyporaceae. Gene Ontology annotation, molecular function: protein binding. The record is from RefSeq and is a predicted model, not a curated record.